AUGAUGGAACGAUUAACAAAUAAAACAACUGGUGUUGGUUUCGUACGAUUUGUUAACGAACAAGAUGCAGUAAAUGCCUUGGAAUCAUUGAAGUUAAAUCCUCUUACACUGCCUGAAUGUUCUGUUCCAGUUGAAGCGAAAUUCGCAGAUAAACAUAAUCCUGACACAAGAAGACGACGAUAUCCUGUGACAGCAGCGACUGCUGCCGCCGCUGCAGCCGCGGCCACAAUGAUUGCAAAUGUCAAUUACAACAGCCUCUUAAAUUGUCCUUUGUAUACAACUCCGAAUGGUUUAGCGUUAACAUCUCAGGAUGCCUUAGCUUCAUUACUGAAUACAGGGCUGGUUAGUCCGUCUCUUGUUAACAAUCAAAUAGCCAGUCUGUCAGCUUUGCAUAAAUCAACAACAGAUUUUACAUCAGGUAUUAAUACAGAUUUAUUGGGUGGUUUUAUUCAACCGGGUAAAUUUUCAAAUAAUUUAGUUUGUAAUAAUACAUCAACAAAUAAUGGUACGAACAGUACUACCAUCAAUAAUAAUAAUAACAAUAGUAAUGGUAAUAAUAAUAAUAACGGCUUGACGGCUGACUUCAAUGGAACACAUUCAGCAAAUCAUUGUGAACCAAGUUUAGCUGCCUUGGCUGCAGCUGCCGCUGCGGCUUCAACAAUAUUCGGUGGAUCACCAACACCGAAUGGUUUUGUGAAUAACUGUCUACGCUCAAAUCAUGCUGCUGCUGGGGGAUCAGCGCUAAACGGUGGCCUGUUAUCAGCCAAUCAGAUUGCAUUACUUGGAACUCCAGCUAUUCCUUCACCAGAUACAAAAUUAUUUGAUCCUAAUCUAUAUGGAUGCUCUUUAUACGGAACUGAAUAUUUUCGCCCACAACAACCACAACAGCAACCCCAUCAACAGUCACAACAACAACAACAACAGCAGCAACAACAGCAGCAACAACAACAACAAUUGCUUUCUGUUGCUAUGGCGGCAAUGACUAAUCCAGCCUUACAAGGAUGCGUUUAUCCAACGACAGCAGACUUAAAUUCCUUUAAUACAACUUAUCAUAAUUUAUUGAAUUCCCACAAUGCAACAACAAUACCAAUGCAAACUGAUCCUGUUGUUGGAAAUUGUUUAACUGGUACAGCUGAUAGUCUUGGUUUAACCGGUACAAUCUAUGCUAGUCAUCCACAACAAUCUCAACAAUCUCAGCAAUCACAACAACAACAACAACAAAAUAAUUUACUUUCAUCAAAUCCAAUUCCAGGUUCAUUAACACAUAUUCCUGAUUCAUUGACUAAUUCUAGACCAGAUAGUGGAUUAUAUCAAUGGUUAAUACCAAGUCAUAUAAUUAAAAAUGGCAAUAAUGAAUGUCGUCUAAUAGGCAUGUGCAAAUGUUAUUAUAAAUACUUUGAAUAUACCGUAAUGGAGUAA
Trichobilharzia regenti is the source of this 1419-nucleotide messenger RNA. Lineage: Eukaryota; Metazoa; Platyhelminthes; Trematoda; Strigeidida; Schistosomatidae. The record is from the annotation of a GenBank genome assembly.